GCCAACUCCACAGAUGCCAGUCGCCGCAAAACCCCAAAAGGGACGAAGAAGUUUUUUUUCCCCUUAUUUGCUUGAAACCACGUGAUCUGUUUGAAGUGUGACAGUAAAGAUGGUUUCCUCUGUUGCCAAAUCAAAUCUGGCUCGAGUGAGAAGUUUCUGUUUUUCAAACUCAAUGUUUCAUUUGAGAAACCUCCGUGAGUUAACAUGGUUACUUAUUACUAUUUGUAUGUUGGCGAGCCAGUCGCUGGCAGACGACGGGGACUUUAUGGAGGAGUUUCUGAAGCGGGAGUAUUCUCUGGUGAAGCCGUACCGCGGCCUGGGUUUCUCUAGUUCCUCACAGUGGGAUCUGAUGGGCACUGCCAUGGUGACUCCUGACCAAGUGAGGCUGACCCCAGACCUGCAGAGCAGGCAGGGAGCCGUUUGGAGCCGAAUUCCUUUGCUACUUCGAGAUUGGGAGCUGAGAGUACAAUUUAAAAUCCAUGGCCAAAGCAAGAAGAACCUGAACGGUGAUGGAAUGGCCAUCUGGUUAACCAGAGAUCGCAUGAAGAACGGUCCCGUGUUUGGCAACAUGAACCAGUUUGUUGGACUUGGAAUAUUUGUGGACACUUACCCCAACGAUGAUAAGACCCAUGAUAGGACCUUCCCUUACAUAUCUGUGAUGCUGGGGAAUGGGACCCUGUCAUAUGACCAUGAUCGUGACGGUCGGUCCACGGAGCUUGGGGGAUGCACGACUAUGGCGCGCAACGCAGUCUACGACACCUUUCUCCUCGUUAGAUACUCCAAAAAUCGAUUGAUGCUUAUGGUGGAUGUAGAUGGUAAACAGGAAUGGAGAGAAUGUGCUGAGAUUACAGGACUGCACCUACCUACAGGCUACUUCUUAGGUGCCUCCUCUGCCACUGGAGACCUGUCAGAUAACCAUGACAUCAUCUCCAUGAAGCUCUAUGAGCUUACUGUAGAGAGGACUCCACAGGAAGAGGAAGAAGAGGAGGUAGUCACUAUCCCCAGAGUUGACAACAUGGAACAGUUUCAAGUGGAAGUGGAGGAGGAAGGGAUGAGCGGAGUCCAAUUGUUCUUCACCCUUCUCUUUUCUGUCCUGGGCCUGGGCGUGCUUGCAGUGGUAGGGCUGAUGGUUUACGGGCGCUGGAAGGAAAACAAACGUAAACGCUUCUACUGAGGAAAGAUCAGCCAAUCCACAGAAUGUGUGUUUUUAAUGAACAUACAUCACAAUCAGUGCAAAGACUCAAUGAUACAAAUCGAACAAACUGAACUGAACUUUAUGGGUUUAAAGCCCGGAGCCAUGAGAACACAGAUAGCUGAGAUGAACUGCUGGGUGUAAAAUAUUUAAGAGUUGUUGAAGUUAGGUGAAACAAAAUGAUUUUUAAAAAAUGUUUAUCUCAGCUUGAAGCACAGUGGGACUUUUUAUCUGCACUAACAAUCCCACCACCACCAGAGACAAUGUCUCUACCAACAGGAAGCGAGAAAAAAAAUAACAGAAUGAGUUCUCAAUCAGAUGCUGAGUUUACUAAUAUUAUGUUACAGAGUUUUUGAGAGGGGUGUCUCUGCAGACCUGAGCCAGCGCUGAGUGGGUAGGCGUAAUAGGGCAGCUUGAGCAAGUGAUGUUAGUCAAGUGGUACAGUGUUUUCAUGGUCACUUAAGUGAACUUGUUAGCAGUUCACCAAUUUUUAUUAAUAAUCCUGUCUUUGUUUACCUUGUUAUAUUCCAAAUAUGUGACCCAAAAAUUCCUCAUUUGUACAUCAACAUUCUCCUUAUAAUUCCUCAUGAUAUCCUUGACUUGCCGUGCACUCACUUUAAUGGAUUAAAUCAAAUGUGAUUUGGGACUGCCUGCUAGCUCACCCACCAUAUAAAAUGUUGACUAGUACGUAGCUAGCUGAGUAGCAUAGAUGCUGCAGCUGCACUUACAGACUUAAUCUGUAAGUGACAACGAGGGCUUCACUCAGUUAAAAAAAAAAAGUAGAAAAAACGUUUUGUUUUUUGUUUUUCUUAAAUUCAUUUUCUCACCUUUUGAGGGUCUCUUAGGCCCAUGCCCUUAGCAAACUGGUCAUGAGGGGAAAUAUGUAUAUUCCCUAAUCAGCUGGCAAGUAGUUGCUGGCUGAUUCUGAGUGAAAUCAACCACAAAGAGGGAGUUGCACCAAAAAAAAACCCCUUUUUUUUUUUUUUUUUUAUUUAUUGCUGUGGUUGCUAGAAGAUUGCUGUGGUUGCCCAUAGUUUGAAUGGAAGAUGCCAACCUGUCUGUAAACAAUUGCCAUUAACCCUCUGAAUUGUAGUGAAACUUGAAAAAAUGCAAUGCAAAUUGUAGAAGCUGUGCAUUACUCUUGCAGCAAACACAUUUCAAAAGGUGAAGCUUUUACUUUGAAGGCAAACAUUUACUGUUUCCAGUUUGUGUUGCACUCACUUCAGUUUCACUGCUGCCUGGCGAAUAGCUUGUAGGCAAGUUGGCAUCCACAUCUGAAGGCUGCUGGUGACCAUGACAACCUGCUAGCAACCAAAGUAAAUGGGAGGUUUUCAGUGUAGCGCCAUAUACCAGUUUCACAUUUGAGACUACUAGUAACCUCCAGCAAUCUUUUCCCAACCAGCCAUGGAAUACACACUUUUACGUAGCAACUGGUGGUUACGGGGGGGCGGGGGUCACUAACCGGUUUGUAGGCCUGCGUGACUGUCAGCAACCACUCACAAGCAGUCAGAUGAUGCACAUGUUUUGUUUGUUUGUUUGUGAGGCUGGUGUAAAGGCCACGGUGAGUCUACUGAUCCCUGGGCCAGCAGGGACUGCCCUUGCAAUAUGAAGUUUAUGCUCAAAAACACCCCCUAAUCAGGGCCUUACUCCGACGACUUCAUGCAUCGGUGAUGUGUGAAGUAGUCAAAUUAUUAUAGAUUCCCAAAUGAUAGAAGAAUGAAUUUAUAUAUCUAACAGUUUUCACAGCAGACCAUCAAAAUUAUUAUAAAACUGGUAGGGUGCUAUCAAUACAAGAUAACUAUUCUGAUAUGAAAACAUGCAUUUUAAACUUUCUCAUCAUAUGUGUGACUGGCAUUUCUAACAAACCAAACAACUUGAAAGUAAGUUAAACAUUCAGUGAGCUGUGACUAUUUUUAAUAUGUGAAGAACUUUUGCCUCCGUAGACUUUUGUGCAUUGACAGAGUUUGCUGCCCCUGAACAGUGUGAUGGCUGCAUCGGCAACAGCGACUUAUGUGGCGUGUGCAUGAAUGACUGUAUGGCAGAGUAGUAUUGGAGCAGGAGGUGUUCGGGUUUAAAGUCAUGAAUCUGGAGAAAAUGGUCAAAGUCUAAUUUAAUCUUUUGAGUGUUGUUCUAUCAGCAUGAAUGAAGGACGUCACACCUGCAGCUUCUUUAGCUACCGUUUUUUUUCUCUUCAGCCGUUAUUCCUGUCCACUUUUUUUUCCCCUAAAGGAUGGAAUUUAAGUCUCUAGUGACUAAAUUGAGUCCAAAAACUUUUUCAGUUAGAAAUGCAUCACAUUACUGAUGAUAAACGAUUCACUUCAGAGUAGCUUUAAUGAUCAGACAGGUGUAGUGUCUUCCUGCUUAGUUGAGUCUACAGUUAAUGCUAAAUGCUUCACACACUUGUACCUGGCUCCGGUGUGCAGAGUAGCUCAGACCGUCGUUUCCUCUUAAACCUCUACUCUAAUUUGACUUGUAGCUGCUGUGAAGACCAGUGAGCCUGUGAAUCCUUUUAUACUGCCUUUUGCUGCACUGAGGGGAAAAACUGGACUGAGCUCAUAUUUGUUUCAGAGGACUUUAUCCAGUAAUCCAGCAUUCAUAAGUGAAAUUAUGUAUGUGUAAUUGAUGAUAUAUUGAGCUCGAUGCUGUAUGUUAAAGAAUAGAGUGGUGUUACCAGUGCUGCUUAAAGUGCCUCACUAGGACCAUUACAGCAAGCUCUCACUUUGGUCCUCUCUGCAGGUUUGAGCUCAGCUUUUUUCUGUUUGCCGUCACUUAUUUGGCUUCAUCUACAUUCUGAAGUUACAGUUCUCAGACAUGAUAAGCUGAUAUAACAGUUUAUCUGCAAGUGGUUUGUCAGUGUUGUACACCAGGCAUAUUUUUAUGUUAACUCUUUGUGGAGCACUGAUGUCUUUAGUCCUUCCACCAGCUGAAAAACGUGUAGCAUCUGUACACACUGUGACCUUAACAGCCAUAUGCAGGCUCAUGUAGUCAUGUGAGUAUGAUUAAACUGAUGGCUCAAACCAAGAGGAAGAAAAACUGCUGUCAAGUUUUAUUGUGUGUCUGUGUUAGAAGCUUUAAGAGUGCACAGUAAAACAGCAGACAUGAAAAUCUCUGACAUGAUGUAGAGCUCACAGCACACACCUCACAAGUUAAAGGAGCACCGAGGUUCCAUUCAUACAAUAACUCUGCAUUGACAACAGCUGGAAGAGAUAACACACAGGAAGCAAAGUGAUGCCGUUCUUAUUUUAUUUUUUUAUAGAUAUCACAAUAUUAUUAUCAGUAUCAAAAAAAAAGCCAACCAGCAGAUACAUCAGUAUUAGGGGUGUCAAUAUUAGGGUGUCACAACAAGAGUGUAUUGAGACCUGUGAAAUUUAAAGGUGAACUGUCAGCAUCACAUGAUCUCUUCAAUAACUGUGAUGGUUCUAGGGCCUGACAGAUUUAUCAGUAUAUUAGCUUUUAGCUGAACUAUCAGUAUUGGCAUUUCUAACUGCCAGCAAAUUAAAAUUUAAAAAGGAGAGAUGGGAGAAACACCCUUCAGCCAUUUGGAGUCUUGACCUUGAAUAGAUUGCCUAUCCAACGGCACUCAGCAAUGUUCCUGUUGGCAACAGGUGUGUAGAACGCCACAAACAGCAACCAGCUGAUCUGAGCAGAGCUGAGAACAAAAAUGAGAAAAUAACUGCAAAUAAUGAAUAUUGGGGAAAAUCUGUUUCCUCUGAAAAAAAAUGAAAUCAGCCAACGUGGAUUUUUAAAUGACCAGAUGUCAGUAUCAGUAUUGAUAAUUACAAAUCCUAUAUUGAUGGGCUCUGACCACUUCUAUGCAUUUUGUAAUUUAACUUUUAUUGUGUUUUGUCUUUUUUGGGGUGUGGGGGUUAUAGAUUAAUUUUAAUGUUGCAGAUCAAGUUUUUUUGUAGAUAUUACAAGAUUAUUAAUACUUAGUCUUGAUAGUACAUAAAGAAAAUCAGCAGAUAGAUCAAUAAUAGGGGUCACUGCAUCACAGGAUGUGUAUGGAUGAUAACUGUGAUAUUUAAAAAUGAAGUCUCAAUAUUGUUUUACUAACGCACAUAUGAUAAUAUUAGUACACUGAUUGUUUUCUUAGUUUGAAUUUGUGCAGUUAUGGUCACAGAUUCUCUUCAUGCACUUGUAAUUUGAGUUUAAUAAUCUGCAAACAGCACCCACUAAAAACUAGAGAACAAGUUUGCUAAUAGUUUUCUUUAUAGAUAGCUUGAUAAUACCAUUGUCAUCAUUUUUUUUUUUGACAGCAAUUAUGAAUUGAAAUCUGAUAUUGUGACACUCUUAAUUUAUUCAUUCAUUAUUAUAAUCAUUCAUAAAGCACUCAGUUUUUCAGUGUUUGGUUUAUUGGAGCAUUGUGGACAAUUUGAUAGAUUUUGAAUCAAUAUCAGUCUGAACUUCACUCUAAUGAUGUCCACUUUAUGGUCCUGCAGACUCAAACAUCUGAACCUGCUGCAGUUUUCUGCCCUAAAUAAAAGUUUACUGAUUUUCCUCUAACUGUAUAUGUAGGUGUUUUUAUUUUUUUGUGUCAAGCCAUUUGUUGUAAUCAUUCAGGCGCAAUCAGCCAUCUAGGUAAUUAUUUAAAUAACAAUGUUGAGCUUAUUCUCAAAGAAAAGUAUUGUCUGUGAGUGUAAAGCA
Molecule: messenger RNA, 5836 nt
Organism: Archocentrus centrarchus (flier cichlid)
Lineage: Eukaryota; Metazoa; Chordata; Actinopteri; Cichliformes; Cichlidae
Gene: lman2lb
Product: lectin, mannose-binding 2-like b
Exons: 8
Coding region: 110-1174 (354 amino acids)
Biological process (GO): endoplasmic reticulum to Golgi vesicle-mediated transport
Cellular component (GO): COPII-coated ER to Golgi transport vesicle; Golgi membrane; endoplasmic reticulum membrane
Molecular function (GO): D-mannose binding
Source: RefSeq, a predicted model, not a curated record